ACUGCGCGCUAGGAAGCGGGCCGGGUCGUGCCAGGCCGUGCGGGGGCCGAUGCUGCGCGUCGGGCUGCUGCGCCGCGCACUGGGCCGCCCUCGCGGCUGGGCGGGCGAGGGGUCUGCCCUGCGGGCCGCCCUGGGGCUGACAGUGCCGCCGGGGCUGACAGUGCCGCCGGGGCUGACAGUGCCGCCGUGCGCUCGGGGGCUGCGCUGGGCGGGUAAAUUUUAUCAACGUGUCACGACAGAGGCCUCCCAAGCCACCUUAGCUAGCGUGUCUCCCGUUUUUGCAGUGAUGAAGCUCGACAAAGAGGGAAAUACUACCUGUUUUGAAAAGAAGAAAACUGAAUUGUAUCAGGAAUUGGGUCUUCAGGCUCGGGAUCUAAGAUUUCAACACCUAAUGAGCAUUGCAACUAGGAAUAACAGGAUCAUCAUCAGAAUGGAGCUCUUGAAGGCUGUCGUAACACCAGAGUGUGUUCUGAUACUAGAUUAUCGUAAUUUAGAUCUGGAGUACUGGCUUGUCAAUGAACUAGCACCUCAGCUGGCUGGGGAAGGCCAACUAGUUACAUAUUCCCUGCCUUUUGAAUUCCGAGCCAUAGAAGCAAUCCUGCAGUACCGGAUCAGCAAACUGCAAGGGAGACUUAACACUUUGCAGCCUCAGAUCCUUGAGACACUGGAAGCUCUAGUGGACCCCAAGCUUUUGUCUGUGGAUAGGAGUAAACUACACGUUCUCCUGCAAAAUGGCAAGAGCUUGUCAGAACUGGAAACAGAUCUUAAAGUUUUCAAAGAAACAAUUCUGGAGAUCUUAGAUGAAGAAGAAUUAAUAGAAGAGCUCUGUCUAUCUAAAUGGACUGAUCCACAAGUAUUUGAGGAGAGUGCAUCUGGGAUUGACCAUGCAGAGGAAAUGGAGCUGCUGCUGGAGAACUAUUACAGACAAGCAGAAGAUCUUGCAAAUGAAGCUCGUGAGCUCAGAGUGCUGAUUGACGACUCAGAAAGCAUCAUCUUUAUCAACCUGGACAGCCACCGUAAUGUGAUGAUGAGACUGAACUUGCAGCUGACUAUGGGGACUUUCUCUCUCUCUCUCUUUGGACUGAUAGGAGUUGCCUUUGGUAUGAACUUGGAGUCAUCUCUUGAAGAGGACCCCAGAAUAUUUUGGCUGGUGACGGGGAUUAUGUUUCUGGGAAGCGGUCUGAUAUGGCGACGCUUGCUUUCCUUCCUUGGGCGGCACCUAGAACCUCCACUACCUCCUCACGUUCCUGAAGUUUUGAAAAAAACCCAACCAGCAGCUGGAAGAGUGGAGAUAAAGAACAGCCUUAAAGCAGAAACAUUUGGGCUCAGCAGAAGUGCAUUAAUGAACCGAUAGGAAGAGUAGGAAUAAAGAGACUUUGUUACAGGGCAGACUUUGGAUACUGCCCCUUCAUUUGUUCUUCCUUAUUGAAAACCACAAGAAUUUUUACAUUUGCUAAUUUAAUAUAUAUAUAUAGUGCCAAAGAAAAAAAUAUGGCGAGAUUUUAAUUCUUGUAGAGGAAAGGAGAGAAACACAAGGGAAACUGGUAACAUGCUUUCCACAGUAGUCUCACCUCCACCCCAUGUAUGUUCCAUUAGGUUUAUGAGUCACAUACACAGUAUUGCUAGCUUAAAGGAUGACAGCAGUCAGCAUUCAUCAGUAAUUCUGGUUCUGAGCUGCAGAUUUAGGAGUCCAAUUUAAGUGUCAAAGGAAAAUAAUCCCAGAUGUGGCCCUUUUAAUGGAGUUUUAAGGCCAUUUCUCUUUGCAGAGAAUAGGUUUUCUGAAGUACAUUUUUGUGAAGCAUCAUGUCUAAAUCAGCAAUAACCA
Dryobates pubescens (Downy woodpecker) is the source of this 1825-nucleotide messenger RNA. RefSeq names its product magnesium transporter MRS2 (gene MRS2). Gene Ontology annotation, molecular function: magnesium ion transmembrane transporter activity. Gene Ontology annotation, cellular component: mitochondrial inner membrane. Bases 50 to 1354 code for a protein of 434 amino acids. The record is from RefSeq and is a predicted model, not a curated record. Lineage: Eukaryota; Metazoa; Chordata; Aves; Piciformes; Picidae. The transcript is spliced from 11 exons. Gene Ontology annotation, biological process: mitochondrial magnesium ion transmembrane transport.